AUGGGCCGGGCCGCGGCCAUGGGAGGGCUGGCUCUGGAAUUGGGUCUGGGGGCUUUGGCCGAGGCCGCCCGGACGCGGCUGUGGGGGCAGGAGCAGCCCCGGGGUUCCGGCCCCUCCCCCCUGCUGUCAGAAGCCACCGCUGAGCGUUUGGUGGCCGCGCUGAGCCGGGCCCGGGGGGCGGCUCUGAAACUGGGCCAGUUCCUCAGCAUGGCAGACUCGUCGGUGCUGACCCCGCAGCUGCAGCAGAUCCUGGCCCGGCUCCGGCAGAGCGCAGAGCCCAUGCCGGGCUGGCAGAGCAGGGCUGUGCUGGAGGAGGAGCUGGGCCCCGGCUGGCGGGAGCAGCUCCAGGAAUUCCAGGAUUUUCCCGUGGCCGCCGCCUCCCUGGGCCAGGUGCACUGGGGCCGGCUCCGGGAUGGAACCGAGGUGGCCAUCAAAAUCCAGUACCCGGGCAUCGACCGCAGCAUCGGCAGCGACAUCGAGAACCUGCAGAGCCUGCUGAGCCUGAGCCCCGGGCUGCCCAAAGGUCUGUUCGCGGCUCACUCCCUGCGCUCUCUCGGGCUCCAGCUCCAGCUCGAGUGCGAUUACGGGCGCGAGGCGCGGAGCGCGCGGCGCUUCCGGUCCCUGCUGGGCCCUGACCCGUUUUUCCGGGUCCCGCGGGUUCUGUCCCAGCUCAGCUCCCGCCGCGUGCUCUGCACCGAGUGGGGGAGGGGCGAGCCCCUGGAGCGCUGCCGGGGAAUCCCCCAGGAACGGCGGGACCAGCUGUGCUCGGAGCUGCUCCGGCUCUUCCUGCAGGAGCUUUUCAGCUUCCGCUUCAUGCAGACCGACCCCAACUGGGCCAAUUUCCUUUAUGAGCCCGGGACACACACGGUGACGCUCUUGGAUUUUGGGGCGUGCCAAGAAUUCGAGCAGGAAUUCACCGAUCUCUACAUCGAGGUGAUCAAGGCUGCAGCUGAGCGGGAUGAGGAGAAAAUCCUGAGGAAAUCCCAGGAGCUGAAAUUCCUGACGGGCUUCGAGUCCCAGGCUCUGCAGUCCCUGCACGUCCAGGCCGUGCUGCUGCUGGGGGAGCCCUUCUGGGGGUCGCAGCCCUUCGAUUUCGGGGCGCAGGGCACGGCCCGGGCGCUGCGGGCGCUGCUCCCCCCGAUGCUGCGGGGCCGCCUGGGGCCCCCCCCCGAGCCCAGCUACGCCCUGCACCGCAAACUGGGGGGGCUCUUCCUGGCCUGCGCCCACCUGGGCGGGCGAGUGCGCUGCAGGGACAUCUUCCAGCGGGUCUACGAGGAGUACUGGCGGACAAGAAAUACAGAGAGCACCCCAAAAACACAGGGGAACACCCCAAAAACGGAACCGGAGUCGGGUGCUACCAAAUAA
Messenger RNA from Sturnus vulgaris (Common starling), 1365 nucleotides. RefSeq names its product atypical kinase COQ8B, mitochondrial-like. Gene Ontology annotation, biological process: ubiquinone biosynthetic process. Lineage: Eukaryota; Metazoa; Chordata; Aves; Passeriformes; Sturnidae. The record is from RefSeq and is a predicted model, not a curated record.